Molecule: messenger RNA, 720 nt
Organism: Didymodactylos carnosus
Lineage: Eukaryota; Metazoa; Rotifera; Eurotatoria; Philodinida; Philodinidae
Source: the annotation of a GenBank genome assembly
AUGUUCUUUUUUGCCAGUCAAAAUGAUCGUACAAAGCAGUUAAAUUUUGCUUGUCACUUUAGUGUUAACCAUGAUAGUGUGAAAGAGGAAGAAUUUGAUGAUCGUGUAUCAGAACUAGUUUUAUUAACGGUUAAAGACUGUGAAUUAAAACCAAAUUAUUAUCUAUCAAUACCCAUAACUGAUUCAUCUGUGAUUAAAAAAUAUCUCGAAUUUCGUCAAUAUGUAUUGGAUACGGAGCCAACAUUAUUCAAACAUUGUUCAUCGUUUCGAUCUGAUUUAUUACACAUUACAUUGUUGACAUUACGUUUGAAUAAUCAAUUUGAAAUUGAUCAGUGUAUAUUAACAAUGAAAUCGUUACAAGAAGAAUUAAAAUAUUUUUGUACAUAUCCUGAACGUUUAAAACUUUAUUUUUUUGGUUGUGAAACAUUUUAUAACAAAACAUUAUUUAUUAAUUGUCGUAAACAUGAUCGAUUAGAGAAUUUACGUGCAAUAUUGCUUGAACGGUUUAAAUUAAAUAAUAUUAAUUUAACUGGAAAUUAUGAUUUUAUACCACAUUUGAGUCUAAUUAAUAUAAAACAAAAAUUGAAAACAAUACCGCUAACAAUUUAUAAAAAAUAUCAGCAAAGUGAUUUUGGUGUGCAAAAUGUUGAAGCUAUACAAUUAUGCCAAAUAGUGCCAACUGAUUUACAGCAAAAAUAUACACUUAAGCUCGAUUUCUAA